AUGGAGAACGAUUAUAUAAAACGUAAAACAAGUAAGAUAGUGCUUUUGGAUAUGCUUGAUGAGUCUGCUUGUGGUUUGGGUAAUAUUUGGAUUGAGAAAACAAAUAACUCUGGCCGUAUUAUUACGGAUGAGUAUUUUGACUAUAUUUGGCGGCUGCUUGUGAGCGAAGAAAGAGAAAGAGAAAAUUCAUUUUUUAGCAAUCUAAAGGCUAUCAUAUACUUCGGGUUUUACAGCAUUACACUGUUUAAUAUUAAGCUGCUCUUAAAUAUUAAGACAUAUAUCGUUUUAGUCAUAUGCAGAAACCUUUAUAUAAUAGCCAUGGGACAUCCUAGUUACUUGAUGCCGAGUGUGAACACAGGGACUUUUAAGGCAGUAACUAUUGUGUUUGCCUGGCUAUAUACUAUACUGCCUCUUUUUAUCUGCUUAAGAUCGAUGUGUAGAAUAUUAAAUCCUGUUUUAGUACAUUCAAGAUAUGGUACCAUUUCUGUUAUAAUGGUUUCUUUGCUAGGUGUUACUAUUAAUUCCCUAGCAGGGCGUGAUACCAUAAAUAUUAUUAAAGUAUUUAUGAAAAACAGUACAGACAUUGAAAGUAACGAGUUUAUAUACAUAUUCGGUUACCCCAUCUUAAUUCUUAUACUGAUAGGGGUUUUUAUGUGGAAAAAUAUGUUUACCAUGAAUUUUAGAAUGGGAAAAAUGGAGAAACUUGUUUGGAUAGACCUUCAUUUCACGUGUAUACUUCUUAUAUUAGUAUUGGGAUAUGCAUGUAUCACAAGAGAAGUUAAUAUUUUAUUGCAAAAUCAAUAUUAUCUGGAGCCCAUUAUUGCAGACUUUUAA
Molecule: messenger RNA, 834 nt
Organism: Nematocida ausubeli
Lineage: Eukaryota; Fungi; Microsporidia
Exons: 1
Coding region: 1-834 (277 amino acids)
Source: RefSeq, a predicted model, not a curated record